Vigna umbellata (rice bean) is the source of this 1552-nucleotide messenger RNA. Lineage: Eukaryota; Viridiplantae; Streptophyta; Magnoliopsida; Fabales; Fabaceae. The record is from RefSeq and is a predicted model, not a curated record.
AACUGUUUCCCUCUUAUUUUGUGAUAGUAGCUACCCCACCUCCUUACUAAUUUUCUCAAAGUCUCUCUUACAUGCAAAACUUUAUAUGUCUGCAUGCGUGUAUAGUACUAACAAGUGGAUCUUGCAGGUUGCCACAUCAUGUGCACUAGCUGCACAUAAAUUACAGCGCCCAGUAAGGAUAUAUCUUAAUCGAAAGACAGAUAUGAUAAUGGCUGGAGGAAGGCAUCCUAUGAAGAUAACAUACAGUGUUGGGUUUAGGAAUGAUGGUAAGAUUACGGCACUCAAACUUCAAAUUCUGGUCAAUGCAGGGAUAUACGUAGAUAUAAGUGCAAUAAUGCCACAUAAUGUAGUUUCUGCACUAAAAAAGUACGAUUGGGGUACGCUAGCUUGUGAUAUAAAGGUAUGCAGAACAAACCAUCCCAGCAGAUCUGCUAUGAGGGGCCCUGGGGAAGUGCAGGGAUCAUUUAUUGCUGAAGCUAUUAUAGAAAAUGUAGCAGCUACACUUUCAAAGGAUGUAGACUCCGUCAGAAGCAUUAAUCUUCACACAUACAAUAGUCUUCAGUCAUUCUAUGAGUACUCUCAUGGUGAACCUAAUGAGUAUACCUUGCCUAUAAUAUGGAAUGAGUUAGCUGUUUCUGCAAACUAUGACCAGAGAACCAAAAUGGUGCAAGAGUUUAACAGGAUUAACACCUGGAAGAAAAGGGGAAUCUCUCGAGUACCAGUUGUGAUUCAAUUGAUGCAAAGACCAACUCCUGGAAAAGUAAGUAUUUUUUCAGACGGGUCUGUUGUUGUUGAAGUUGGAGGAAUUGAAGUGGGUCAGGGUCUCUGGACGAAGGUGAAACAGAUGGCUGCAUAUGCUCUUGGGGCUAUUCAAUGUGAUGGAAUUGGAGGUCUCUUGGACAAAAUACGGGUUAUACAAUCUGAUACUGUGAGCUUGAUUCAAGGAGGAUUCACUGCUGGGAGCACUACAUCAGAGUCAAGCUGCGAUGCAGUUAGGCUUAGCUGUAAUAUCUUGGUAGAGAGGCUAAAGCCUCUUAAGGAAAACCUGCAGAAGGAAAUGGGCUCUAUCAACUGGGAGACCCUUAUUCUUCAGGCAUACAUGCAAGCUGUGAACUUAUCAGCAUCUUCAUUUUAUGUACCCAGCAUGAGCUCCAUGAGCUACCUUAAUUAUGGUGCUGCAAUAAGUGAGGUGGAAAUAGAUCUUCUGAAUGGUGAAACCAGAUUCUUGCAAACAGAUAUUAUUUAUGAUUGUGGACAGAGUCUUAACCCUGCUGUGGAUUUAGGACAGAUUGAAGGAGCUUUUGUCCAGGGAUUGGGGUAUUUCAUGCUUGAACAAUACCAAACAAAUCUUGAUGGUUUGGUGUUGCAAGACUGCACUUGGAACUACAAAAUCCCUACAAUAGACACUAUACCAUUACAGUUUAAUGUUCAAAUCCUCAACAGUGGUCACCACCAGCAUCGAGUUCUCUCUUCAAAAGCAUCUGGGGAGCCACCAUUAGUUCUAGCAGCUUCAAUUCACUGUGCCACAAGAGCAGCAGUGAAAGAAGCAAGG